This is a messenger RNA of Astrephomene gubernaculifera, 1485 nucleotides long. The record is from the annotation of a GenBank genome assembly. NCBI's taxonomy places the organism in Eukaryota, Viridiplantae, Chlorophyta, Chlorophyceae, Chlamydomonadales, Astrephomenaceae.
ACGUCUAACAAGCUACUUAUUUACUUGUUUACAUGUAACACGCCUCAAAAUGCGAACCUUCAGUCAGACACAGUCCCUGCCCUGCUCGACGUCAGGGCGACAGACGCCAACUAUCCAAAUGAGGAACACGUAUAGAUCUGUGGUCAAAAGCCACAUCGGGUCACUACGGCGCGCUGCGGCCACGGCGACGGAUUUAGCCUCCACUGCUCCAGCGCCUUCUCCAUCGCAGCUACCUUUGGGAGCAGCGUUGCGCCCUCAGUUUCCAAUCCUUGACCAAGAGGUCAACGGCCGCCCGCUUGUAUACCUAGACAACGCCGCCACCAGCCAAAAACCACGGGCUGUGUUGGACGCGGUUGCGGAGUGCUACAACCGCUACAAUGCCAAUGUCCAUCGCGGCGUGCACGCGCUAAGCGCGCAAGCCACCCAGCAAUACGAAGACGCUCGCUCCAAGGUGGCCACGCUGAUCAACGCGCCCAGCAGCCGUGAGGUGGUGAUCACCCGCAACGCCACGGAAGCGAUCAACCUGGUCGCCAACACCUGGGGCGCGCAGAACAUCAAGCAGGGCGACGAGAUCAUCCUCUCGGUGGCCGAGCACCACGCCAACCUGGUGCCCUGGCAGCUGCUGGCCGCCCGCACCGGCGCAGUGCUGCGCCACGUGCGCCUCACACCCGACCGCACGCAGCUGGACAUGGACCACUUCCGACAGCUCCUCUCGCCGCGCACUCGCCUCGUCUCCCUGGUCCACGUCUCCAACGUCCUAGGCUGCGUGCUGGACGCUGCCUACGUGUCGGAGGCUGCUCGAGCGGUGGGCGCCCGGGUGCUUCUGGACUGCUGCCAGUCGGUGCCCCACAUGCCGGUGGACGUGGGGGCACUGGGCGCGGACUGGAUCGUGGCGUCGUCACAUAAGUUCUGCGGCCCCUCUGGGGUUGGGUUCCUGUGGGGGCGAUACGAGGUGCUGGAGUCCAUGCAGCCCUGGAUGGGCGGCGGGGAGAUGAUCCAGGACGUGUUCCUGGACCACUCAACCUACGCGCCGCCGCCGGCGAGGUUUGAAGCUGGCACGCCCGCAAUCGCGGAGACGAUCGGCAUGGGCGCCGCUGCGGACUGGCUCCGAAACUUGGGCAUGGAUCGAGUGCAUGCAUACGAACAGGAGAUCGGGUCGUACUUGUACGAGCGGUUGGUGGCGGCGUCGCCGAGGGUCAAGGUGUACGGACCGCCGCCGGACGCGCCGCGUGGUCGCGCUUCGCUGGUUGCGUUCAAUGUGGAGGGGCUGCAUGCUACGGAUGUGUCCACGCUGCUGGACUACGCGGGUGUUGCAGUGCGCAGCGGGCACCACUGCGCGCAGCCGCUGCACCGGGAGCUGGGGGUGCCGGCCUCGGCGCGCGCAUCGGCGUACAUCUACAACAGCGCGGCGGAGGUGGAUGCGUUUGUGGAGGCGUUGAAGGACACGAUUGGGUUCUUUGAUGAGGUGCAUGGAGGCGAGGGAGG